Molecule: messenger RNA, 258 nt
Organism: Pelecanus crispus (Dalmatian pelican)
Lineage: Eukaryota; Metazoa; Chordata; Aves; Pelecaniformes; Pelecanidae
Source: RefSeq, a predicted model, not a curated record
AUGUGUCUUCAGGAGUCCUUCAUAGAUCUUUCUUCCAUGAAUGCGGAAGGGCAGACCAGCAUCCUUAGUCGUUACGGCAUCCUGUGGCAGACUCCCAAAGGUUCCUGUUUGGAGUCAGUGAAGAUUGCCAUUGAUGCUGGUUACCGCCAUAUUGACGGUGCCUUUGUCUACUACAAUGAGCAUGAAGUGGGACAAGCCAUCCGGGAGAAGAUUGCUGAAGGAAGGAUCAAGCGAGAAGACAUUUUUUACUGUGGCAAG